Messenger RNA from Magallana angulata, 3709 nucleotides. Its product is annotated as receptor-type tyrosine-protein phosphatase epsilon-like. The record is from RefSeq and is a predicted model, not a curated record. Gene Ontology annotation, molecular function: protein tyrosine phosphatase activity. Gene Ontology annotation, biological process: protein dephosphorylation. Bases 136 to 3453 code for a protein of 1105 amino acids. The transcript has 26 exons. NCBI's taxonomy places the organism in Eukaryota, Metazoa, Mollusca, Bivalvia, Ostreida, Ostreidae.
UUCCCCACAACAAGAAGGGCUCUUCUGUCGUGUUAAUCCGUGCGGCGGUCCGUGACUAGUGGCGACCUAGGUACUUUAAGUAUCACUUCCUGGAUCAACACUCUCCUUCUUGAUGAAGUUCGGUAGCACAGCAGCAUGUGUAGAGAACAUGUGUUGUUGUAUUGUUUUUGGGGAUUCUUACAAUUCUUUUUUACUGUUGUUGCUUACGAGAACCUAGCUUUGAAUAAGCCAGCAUGGCAAAAGUAUCCAUUCAGCUAUUCUUUUUGGGGGGCGGACAAAGGUGUAGACGGACGGAAGUCGAGUCUGUCUGCUACGGGGGGACAGUGCGUGAUAUCGGCCAACAGUCGGUAUACAGCAGAAUGGCGGGUAGAUCUAGGAGACGUACUCAGUAUACAUUACAUCUUCAUACAGUACAGAACGGACGAUUUCGCCUGGAAUGAAAACAAUGAUUACACUGCAAGAUUCCUGGGAUACUCUGUUUACGUAUCAAACUCAACCAAUAAAGAGGACUGGGUUCUGUGUUUCAAGGACACUAAUUAUACCAGAGCCACAAUCCCCAACCCUACAAACAUAACGUGUGUCACACACGGGAGAUACGUCAUCUACUACAGCGACAAGACACGCCCCCCGUACCCUGACGGGUAUCAUCAGUUCGCAUUCAACGAAAUAUGUGAACUUGAAGUCUACGGGUGUCCCACACCAGGAUAUUAUGGACUGGACUGUUCCUUACCGUGUCCCCGGAACUGUCAGGAAGGUCGCUGUAACAUAGUGGAUGGAUCGUGUCUGGGCUGUGUUCCGGGAUACACUGGACCGACUUGUGUUUCAGCAUGUACUGAUAACAAGUACGGUCUGGAGUGUAACUCUACGUGUGGUAAAUGUUUGAAUGGUGCACAGUGCAAUCACGUGAACGGAAGUUGUCCAAUCGGAUGUGACGCAGGGGUGUUUGGUGACAAAUGUGAUAAACAGUGUCCUAUUGGAUUGUUUGGGUACAAUUGUCGGGAGAAUUGUAGCGCGAACUGUGGAGUUCCGGGGAGAUGUGACAGGGUCACGGGAGAGUGUGAGGGAGGGUGCCAGCCAGGAUGGAGUGACCUCCAAUGUAAAAUAAAGUGUGAGGCGGGUAAAUUUGGUCAAAACUGUAGGGAGUCCUGUGGGAACUGUGUACAGAAUGAAGCCUGCCAUCAUGUUAACGGCUCCUGUCUAAAUGGGUGUGAUGCAGGAUAUGAAGGAACCAACUGUACUCAAGGUUGUAAAUGGGGAUCCUAUAGUUACAAUUGUAACGAAACAUGCCAGGCAGUUUGUGCAAAUAAUGGAACCUGUGACGUCAUAACGGGAACAUGUGAACAGAUUGGUACACCAAACAAUGGAGGUGACAACACCGCCGUUAUUGCCGGUGUGGUUGUGGCAGUAGGUCUAGCCAUCGUCCUCGUUGUCUUUAUCAUUGUUUUUAAGAGAUUGAGAACAACGAAGUCGAAGGAUGAAAUGCAACGAACUGAAAGACGUAUACUAGAGAGGGAAGAGAAUGCACAUUUGCACAAUGGAGGCGAGAACACUGGUUUUUCCAACAUCUAUGAAAAUAUGGAAACCGAUGGUAACUCUGUUUUGAAGUCUGAGAGCAAUAAAACCUCAUUAGAUACACCCAUUGAGAAAAAAUAUGACGUCAGAGAUGAUGACACUGAUGACGAAGGCAUUGACAAUCCCUAUGGAGACAUGUAUUUAAAUGAGGAAACUAUAUGUGAUAUCCUCAUUAGUGAUAUCGAAAGUGCAAUAAAUGAAAGGAGAGAAAAUGAUGAUGAUGGAUUCAAAAGAGAAUAUGCUAUGUUGCCGUAUGGAGAACAACAUCCAUGCGAAGUUGGAAAACGCCAGGAAAAUCUAGUCAAGAACAGAUUCAAAACUACAUUCCCUUAUGAUCACUCAAGGGUCGUUCUGACAGAACCAGAUAAAUCAUCUAAUGACUAUAUCAAUGCAAACUACAUCAGUGGAUUGGAUGAAGAGAAAGUGUAUAUUGCAUCACAAGGUCCCAAGCAGACCACGUUGAAUGACUUUUGGACAAUGAUCUGGCAAGAGAAGGUCACACAAAUUGUGAUGCUGACCAACUUAAAAGAGGGAGUGAAGGUGAAAUGCAUUCAAUACUGGCCAGAAAAUACGAAAUCAAGACUGCAUGGAAAUAUCGUCAUCAAGAAUGUGGAGGAAAAACAAUACGCUUUCUACGUCAUACGAAAGCUGUCAGUUUCCCACAAACAGCAAAAUAAGUCACGUGUUGUUAUGCAAUACCACUACACCACGUGGCCUGACCAUGGUACCCCAGAUCCUCUUUCAUUGGUUGUUUUCCAUAGUCAUGUGAUGAGAACAAGGACCAAUAGAAAUAAAUCACCAAUACUUGUUCACUGCAGCGCAGGAAUAGGUCGCACAGGAACCUACAUCGCCUUGGAUGCUCUAUACAAGGCUGGUAAAACGUCCGGUAAAAUCAAUGUAGCGGAGUACGUCAAGAUAAUGAGGGCAAACAGAAUGAACAUGGUCCAAACAUAUGAACAAUAUAAGACGAUAUUACUGGCAUUAAACGAAAAAUUUAAAGUUUCUUUAGAAGCACAAAGUCUUGCUGACUUUACAAAGAAAAUAGAAAGUAUGAGAGGGGAUCACCCCGCUAAUCAUGCAGGCAUCAGGAAGGAGUUUGAGAAACUGAUGGAGAUUCGACCGCAAUACACAAGUGUUCACUACAAGAAUUCCAGUCAGCAUUUAGACAAUAAAAGUGAAAACAUUGCAUUACCAUUGGACAAAUACAUGUUGUAUCUGACAUCAGUUGUCGGUAAACGAGGCAACGUCAUCAAUGCGAUUCAUGUAUCAUCUUACCAGAAAGAUAGAGCGUUUAUAGUGACGCAAUACCCGACACCAGAGGACGCUGUGGACUUCCUGCGCCUGCUCAAUGACCAUGAUUCUGAAACAGUCAUCUGCAUGAAUCCAUUAUAUGAAAUAGAGUCGUCCAAGACAUGGUUUCCAGAAAUAGCGUCCUCUAAGGACGUGGCACCAUUUGUCGUUCAGCACGAGUCUGAGAGUGACACCGAGGUCAAGGUCACUACAGUCAACAUCAUACACGGGGAGGAGACACCUCAUUCCGUAGUGAUUGUAGAACCCAAAGGACAACUGAAAUCAACCGGAACUCCUCCAGACACAUCGUUUCUUCGAAGCUUAGUAUUAUAUACUCAGAAUCUUUCAACAGAAAACCCCAUUACUAUUGUCAGCAAGGAUGGUGCUUCUUUAUGCGGUGUGUUCUGUGCUGUGUUUAACUCCAUACAACAAAUCAAUAUGGAUGACAACAUUGACGUGUUUACAACAGCCCGACAACUACAGACAAGGAGACCAGAGUUCUGUUCCACACAGGAUGAGUAUUCCUUGGUGUAUUCAACGUUACAGGAUUACAUUGAAACAACAUCAGAGAAUGUUUACAGCAAUCAAUAGAAAGACAUGUUUCGGAAGUUUGCAAUUCACAUUUUAAAAAAAAUUAAACAAUGUGAAAAAUUCAAGUUAAAGAUAAUCAAUGUAAAUUGAUCCAAUUCUGUUUAAUUGAAAGGAAAAUUGUUUCUAUGCAUGUAUUGCCAGAGACCCCUAUCUGUAAGAAUUAUAUAAUCUAUGUAAUGUACACCCUGUUCAUUUCCUGUAAAUGCAUCUUGAUUCCUUUAUAAUUUCUUAUCUGUACACACGCCAUGUUUUCCCA